GCCCUGCAACCUGUUAUGCUGUAGUUUCAGCUGAUUAGGCCUGAUUCAAGUAUCAGUCUCUGUUAGACCUUUGAGACAACAGAUAACGUUCAGACUUUUGCAUAUGGUUCGCAGAAUACAUUUGAAUUUUAUUUACGUAAAUUUGAUACUUGUCUUCAUUGAGAGAAAUGUUCACGUUAAAAAGUUUACUUUAGUCAGCAAAUCAACAAUUGGUUUUCUAAUGAAAGAAGCAGUUGCUGACUUAACUUUCUUUAUUUUCAGAAGCCAUUCAUGCAAUUUUAGUUUACAGUCAAAGUGUAGAAGAACUCUUGAAACGAAGAAAAGUCUAUCGAGAAAUAAUUUUUAAGUACCUGGCAACAGAAGGAGUCAUUAUGUCACCUUCUUCUGAAAAACACCAGCUCAUUCAUCGUGCAAAGCAAUAUUGGAAUGGGCAGCUGACCGAAUGUGUUGCAGAGACAGGGGAUAGUAAACCAAAUCAACAGAGCUCUGAGCAAAGACAAAAGCAACAGGAAGAGGGUGAUUGGCACAGCCUAGGAAGAGAAUUUUGUCUGUGGUUCUUUGAACUUCUGAACUCUCAGCAUCCUUUGGGAAGACAAUCUGAUGAACAAUGGGGACCACAGCAUUUCUGGGAGGAUGUCAAACUGAAAUUUUGUUACAAUACGUUGGAAAAAAACAUGGAAGAAUAUGUUGGUGCAGAAUUGGUGAGCCUCCGUUUACUCUCAUUGGUGAAAGAAGAGUGUCUCUUAUUGAACCCCAACUUGGGUGCUGGUGGACUAAAGUGUGUAAUUUCUCCACAUGGGUUAGUAGUGGUGGCAGUAGCUGGCACAGUACACAGAGGCAACAUUUGCUUGGGCAUCUUUGAACAAAUCUUUGGACUCAUCCGCUGUCCAGUUAGAGAGAAUACCUGGAAAAUAAAAUUAGUGAAUCUUAAAAUAGUUGGAGAAAAUGCUCUGGAGCCUGGGACACAAGUGCAAAAGCCUUCCAUAAAAUAUGAGUCGAAUGAACUGAGAGAGCUAUAUGAUGGGAAAGAACUGAGCUUAAUUGAACCUCAAAUUCUGAGCAAUGUGUUUACAGAAUUGGGGGAAUAACAGCUGUUUGAAAACCAAUACAGCACUUCUAGUGCAUACUUGAAUAACUUCAGACUUGUGGUGAUGUUUAUUUCUUGAGUCAAGUUUGCUAAAUUGACCGCGAGCCAAAAUACUGAGUGAAAUUCACUUAAAGACCGACUGCUUUUGGGUAUCCGUCUUCCAUACUAACACUGAAUGUAUGGAGUGAACUUUCUUGCCUCUUUGUCAUUAAAUUGAUUUCUUCACUAAAAAAUAGAGAACGUAAUAAAAGAGGUGCGGCUGCCAGUGUUCUGAAUUAAUAGUUAAUUUUCCAGUGCUGUCACUUACUUUUCAUUUUCAAGUAGCAUUUCCCUCACCUCUGCAGUGUAAAACUACAACACCCACUUCCCAAAAUUAGAUGGUUGCCAUUGCUUCCAUUUCUUGCACCGACUCUCCGGAACGAGGGUGGGAUGUGUGUGUAUCAAGGAAUUUAGUCAAUCAGUAUAAACAUCACAUUAAGCAAAUGCUUUGAUAGGUAAUAGUGUACAAUUUACAGGAGUGUUUAAUGUAAUAGUUUACAUGUGGUAAUUCCUGUCCUCUCAAAAUCAAGAAUUGUAUCCAGUUAGUGCAGAAGUGUUAAACUGGAUAUGUCAGGUUUUUUCCAGAUAAGCUCUCUUCCACUCCCACAAGCCAUUCAGCGGUUAAAGGGAAUGUGGGUAACUUUAAUAACUAUGCUUCUCUGUUAAUGUGUUCAAAAGUAACACAAAAGACCACAUAAAAUCUUCUCUGUUUACUUGCCUUCAGUAUUUGAUAGUUGUUUAUCUACUCAGUUUUCAUUAUUUUUCUAAUUUCCUAUUUGGUUGGUCUUUCAAACAACAUGGGACAGAAACUCGCACUUUAAAGAAAUGCUUAAAUGUGAUUAAAACUAAAAAUUAGCAGGGAGACAUGAGAUAGAUAUGGUGCCCAAAAAGAACUCUCAAGCUCACUUUUGUGAGCUAACUAAUUUCUAGUUUUCCUUUCACCGUUUGUUUAAAAAGAAUGUGAUUAUAUGAGUAAAGGACAGUGUUUGAAAUGUUUCCUAGUAAACUGUUGAGAUACUGAUGACUUUCUAAGCAAGCUACUUUUCCUUAAAUUCCUGUAAAAUGGUUUCCUUUCCUUUUGUGUGUUAUCUGCUAGUUUGAAGUAUGUGGGUGACAUGCAUAUCUAUCAAAGGUAGGGGAAGACUCUACAUGAUUAUGAUUUUGGCUUUUGGAGUGAAAAGAAGGAAAUAACCAUGAAAACCAAAGACUCAACAGUGCCUUUUUCAACUUAUGUAGAACCGCUACCUCUCUGAAUAUUAACUAAAGCAAGCUUCUUGUGCCGUAUACUUCUAUAGGAAAUAUGUGUUCACCUUCGCUUCUUGGUAAAAUACAUUGAAUUUCUAAAUAUGUAUUAAUGAAUAUGAAUAUGACUUUAUUAACAUUACAUUCAAAAUGCAACGGGUUCUCCUUGAUAAAUUAAAAUUAUGCCAAAAUGUAUGCUUUAUCAACUGACUUUACUCACAUUUACAGACAAUGCACAAAUUACUUCAGAUGAGAGGGAUACGGCACUAUGGGCUGUCUUUAUUUGUUUCAUGUUUAAUAAUUAAAUUUGUUGAAAUGCCC
Messenger RNA from Pelodiscus sinensis (Chinese soft-shelled turtle), 2689 nucleotides. The record is from RefSeq and is a predicted model, not a curated record. Lineage: Eukaryota; Metazoa; Chordata; Testudines; Trionychidae.